This is a messenger RNA of Gadus chalcogrammus (walleye pollock), 977 nucleotides long. RefSeq lists its product as uncharacterized. NCBI's taxonomy places the organism in Eukaryota, Metazoa, Chordata, Actinopteri, Gadiformes, Gadidae. The record is from RefSeq and is a predicted model, not a curated record. The transcript has 5 exons. Bases 24 to 764 code for a protein of 246 amino acids.
UCUUUGUGCUGGAGAAGCCCGAGAUGCUGGAGGUCCUGCUGAAGGAGGGCUUCAGCCCCGAGCCCCAGGCCGGCUGGGAAAACUGGGAAUACGAGCAUGAUUACGACGCAGAUUCCCCGCUGGGCCUGGUCCUGUACUACAUGGUGGCCGAGCCAGGGUUGAAUCAUAGUCGGUGCAUGAGCCUCCUGAUGCAGGCGGGGGCGCCCCUGACAGAGGAGUGCUGGCGGUUGAGUCUAUCGGACCGUGCGUGCUGGACCUGCUGCUGGCCCAGAGGUGUGAGGACCAGGGGAAGGGCCCCGGGAGGAGGACGCCACGGAGGCGGCUCCUGGCUCCCGGCCUUGCUGGAGAGUGGGCUGGACCCCAACGCUCUGCUGGUGCCCGCCUUUCUGGAGGAAGCCCCCAGCGAGGCGCUCACCUACCUCCUAGAGAUGGUGGACCGGUCCACUCUGGGCCGGCUGCUGAGAGACGUCCUGGAGCAGCGGCAGAAGAUGAAGACCUGGACGCCUCCCGCUCACCUCGAGUGGGUGCCCCCGCUCUUCCACCUGUGUCGGCUGCGGCUGCGGGCCCCACCUGGGUCCAGACGUGCUGAUGAGGAGCCUGGCGGUGACCCAGCUGCCCGUUCCUCUUCUUCUCCACGACCACCUGCUGUUUGCAGACAUCAAAGCACCAGGGGACCCCCACUCAGGAUCACCGUCCGACUAAAAACUGGUUCGGUCCGGUUUGGUUAUCCGAUCGAAGUGUUCUUAUCUUAUAAUAUAGUGUAAUCUGUUGGGUUUGUGUAUAUAAUGUUAAAAAGGGCUUUUGGUUCAUCUUGUGUGUUAAUAAUAAAUGUGAUAAUUAUUUAUAAAAAAGAAAACGUUCUGCCUCAAGAAAAAUGUAAUGUUAAAAUGUAAACGAUAAACAGGACUGUAUUUCUAUCGAUCCAGAGUAUACUUUGCACUGCUGAUUCACUUUCAAUAAAUAAUCUGUUCAGUAAA